Oryzias melastigma (Indian medaka) is the source of this 1402-nucleotide messenger RNA. It is a transcript of the gene hmox2a, whose product is annotated as heme oxygenase 2a. The transcript is spliced from 7 exons. NCBI's taxonomy places the organism in Eukaryota, Metazoa, Chordata, Actinopteri, Beloniformes, Adrianichthyidae. Gene Ontology annotation, biological process: heme oxidation; response to oxidative stress; heme catabolic process. The record is from RefSeq and is a predicted model, not a curated record. Gene Ontology annotation, molecular function: heme oxygenase (decyclizing) activity; heme binding. The coding region runs from base 91 to 1017 and encodes 308 amino acids.
CCGCCCGUGCUUGUGUUAUGAGACGUGCUGUGCAGGCUGUGUCAUAAGCAGUUGAUUGACAGAUCUUGCAGCACAAAAGAAAACAUCACAAUGUCCAGGAAAGGGGGUGCCAGAAUUGUUGUGGAUGAUGAUGAUGAAUUUUUAAGUCCAACUGACUUGUCUGAGCUGUUGGCUGACGGCACCAAAGAGUCGCACGACAAAGCAGAAAACUGCCAGUUUGUCAAAGAUUUCCUGAGAGGCCACAUCAAAAGGGAGCUGUUUAAGAGAGGCACAGCAGCUCUAUACUUCGUCUACACGGCUAUGGAAGAGGAGAUAGAGAAGAACAAAGACCACCCUCACAUUGCUCCAAUCUAUUUUCCUGUAGAGCUGCACCGCAGUGAAGCCCUGGCUCGAGACCUGGAGUAUUUCUAUGGAGAGGACUGGGAGAACCAGAUCAGCAUGUCAGUGGGUACUAAGCCUUAUGUUGAGCGGAUCCGGGAAGUAGGGGAGAAGGACCCAGUGUUACUGGUGGCUCAUUCCUACACCCGCUACAUGGGAGACCUGUCCGGUGGACAGAUCCUGAAAAAAGUGGCACAAAGGGCCCUGAAGCUCCCCUCAACAGGAGAGGGUUUGAACUUCUAUCAGUUCGAGGGAAUCCACAGCCACAAGGGCUUCAAGCAGCUCUACAGAAGCAGGAUGAAUGAGCUGGACCUGGAUGUGGAAACAAAACAAAGGAUUGUGAAUGAGUCCAAUCGGGCCUUCGGCUUCAACAUGAUGGUAUUCUCAGAGCUUGAAGAAAUUGGAAAAAACAUACAAGAGGAAUUUCAAGAUCCAGGUUUUGGACACAGUCAUGCAGAGGUGAUGCAAGGUGGUGACAUCAACAAGUGCCCAUACUAUGCUGCUAAAAUGGCUGCUAGUGGAAAUCCAACUUACGCCCUCCAGUUAGCAACCAUGCUUGUCAGAUAUCCACCUUGUCAGGUGCUUCUGGCUGCAUGGGUAGCCCUUCUGGCUGGGUUUACUGCUUGGUACGUCUUCUGAGUCUCAACAAACCUCAUCAGCCAUCACUGAUGCAUCCCUUCAAAUGAUCUAAUGAUUGGUGUUCAACAAUGGCUAAUAGCCAUCAAAAGCAAACCCAAGACUUCAAGUCAACCCUUUGACCUUUUAUUUUGUGAGUAGUAUUCUAGUAUUUAUUCUAUUUCAACGGACAAGAUGUAGUUUACGAGCAGUUAAAAAAGGUUUUUAUCUAGUUAUAUGUAUGCAAUGCUAAAAACAACUCUUCAUAUACUGUUACUCCUCUGUUUAAUGAGUUCAGAAAUGCUUUAAUAUGACGUGAAAAACACAGGAUACAAGACUUUUGCUGGAUUCUUAAGAUGCACUUUAAAAAUGCAUGCACUUUCGUCAAUAAAGAUUGGUUCAAUCCAAA